AGCAUUAGAUCCACCGCCACUCCAUUGUCUCCUUCACAAAGCGAAUCGGUCUAGGUUGGCUGCCGAAUCUGUGGAAAUCGCAUCCAGACUCAGCGGAAACUUCUGUCAUGCCAAGCUCUUUUAAAUCCCAAGUGAUACUAUCGAUUGGCAAUCAACAUGACCAACCUCAUCAUUUCAGGAAGGAUCGCUGCAUGGAUGAUGCUAAUGGUUCAUGCAAAGGGAAGAAUUUAGAAUUUGUAUCAGGUUGUAGUGAAAGGAAUUUGAGGGGGAAAUUGGAUGAUGAGGAUGAUGGGAUCACUUGUUCACAAGAGGCUUGUUAUGCAGGUAGCCAAAGUAAGGCACAAAUUACAACCAGCAAGUGUGUGGAAGUUGAGGUUUCAACAGGCUCAAGUUCAAGUUCAAGUUUAGUAGAUAUUGCAAAUGAAUCUUCCAACCAUAUUUCUUUAGGUGCUCAUGAGGAUGCCCCUCUAUCUACCCAAGGAAGACUAGAGAGCAGAGAUGAUCUUCAUGAUGUUGAGAAUAUAAGUACUAUCACAGGGAGUAAUGUCAGGGAAGGUGGCUGUAUAGAGAGAGUAAGCAACAGCCUAUCAUCAGAUAGGACAAAUAAGGGAAGUUACACGAGUACAAAACUAACACAAGCAUCUAAGAUGCAAUGGCCAAAGUUCACAGUGUCUCACAUGUUGAGUUUGUCGAGCAUGGAGAAAGUGAUGAAUUAUUACCGUGUUUUGAAUUUGGCUGAUGACUUGAAUGAUGAGGAUCUACGUUGUUUCUUGGAGGAACAGCUUUCCAAGGAGAAAGCUGGGUUGUCAGAGACGACCAUUACGAACCGUUUGAGAACAAAACUCCAUGUAUCGGAAACAGUGCGCGAACCCGAUAGUUGCAGCAUUUGCAUGAUUGAAUACAAGGACCAAGACAAAAUUGCGAGUUUAUAUUACUGCCCUCAUGAUUUUCAUUCAGACUGCAUAAAGGAGUGGCUUCUGAAGAACAACCUUUGCCCGAUGUGCAGGGCACUAGCUAUAAUCCCAGAAGACUAUCCCUGUUGGGAUGGUGAUGUGCGGUUACACCAAGCAUUCUUUGUGCAUUUGAAGCUUACAGCUUGAAAAGGGCUUCUGGGUUUAGGAGAUUUACAAAUAAAGGGGUUGCUGGCUUUGAUUCGAGGCAUUUGUAAUUUUGGAGUGUACCCUAAUCAGCCUGUACCCGCUAUGCUUUGGAGUGUUUCUUCGAGUCAAACUAUAUUGAAAAGUAAUUACAAAAAAAUAAUAAUAAUAAUAGUAAUAUGUGGCGAGUUGUGUUGUUUUUUGUUGUGUGCGCCCUGUUUCUGGGUUUUGUUUUUUGUUUUGUUUUCGUCUGGAUUUUGAGUUGAUUAGUAAUAAAGAACCAUCAUUCUCUGAAGAGAAUUCAGAAUCGGUCAUGCAGCUUGGCACGCUAGCAUUUUAUGAUCUGAAACAUAAAUGUUA
Prunus avium (sweet cherry) is the source of this 1457-nucleotide messenger RNA. RefSeq lists its product as uncharacterized. Gene Ontology annotation, cellular component: nucleus. Lineage: Eukaryota; Viridiplantae; Streptophyta; Magnoliopsida; Rosales; Rosaceae. Gene Ontology annotation, molecular function: ubiquitin protein ligase activity. The record is from RefSeq and is a predicted model, not a curated record.